Corythoichthys intestinalis (scribbled pipefish) is the source of this 2051-nucleotide messenger RNA. RefSeq lists its product as uncharacterized. Bases 461 to 1564 code for a protein of 367 amino acids. The record is from RefSeq and is a predicted model, not a curated record. The transcript has a single exon. Gene Ontology annotation, molecular function: zinc ion binding; nucleic acid binding. NCBI's taxonomy places the organism in Eukaryota, Metazoa, Chordata, Actinopteri, Syngnathiformes, Syngnathidae.
CACACUGCUGUUGCCAUAGUGUGCACUUCCUGUGGGUGUGGUAUUACAGUAUAAAAAGGAAUCUCUGUUAUGUCUCUGUGACAUAUAUGAUGAGAGACGAGCGGAGUUUUCAAAAGGAGCUUGAAGGUGCUAUAUAACCAGGCGCUAUGGCGGGAGUUAUCGGCUCUGUUGGUCUUUUUGAUGAGCUUGUGGAACAGUGGAGCUCGUUCACAGAGCGGUUCGGCUAUUUCGUGGAAGCUAACGAAAUAGCGGAAGAGAAAGUGGUGCCCACGUUUUUGAGCGUUAUUGGGCCAAAGACUUUCAAUUUACUGAGAAACUUGCUUCAACCCGAUAAAGCUGGUAGUAAAACGUACAGGGAAAUCGUGGAAACUCUUAAUGGACAUUUUUCACCCAAGCCCUUGUGAUAGCAGAGAGAUUCCGAUUUCACAGGAGAAAUCAGGAAGAGGGGGAAUCUGUCACUAUGUUCGUAGCGGCGCUGCGGAAGCUGGCUGAACAUUGUGAGUUUGGUGAUGUUUUAGAAGACACAUUAAGAGACAGAUUGGUAUGUGGACUGAGAAACGAAGCAACACAAAAGAAGUUACUCUCAGAAAGUGGACUGACAUUAAAGAAAGCCUUUGAUGUAAGCGUGGCUAUGGAAAUGGCUUCAAAGGAGGCUCAACAACUGAACAUUACGAGCAGAAUACACCAAGUGGCAAGUACCCAAAGCAAUGUUGCUGGUCCCUGUUUUAGGUGUGGUAAAACAGGGCACCUUUCCUCCACCUGCUGGUGCAAAGAAAUGAACUGUCAUCAUUGUGGGAAGAAGGGUCAUGUUGAGCGUGCCUGUCGGAAAAAAACAAGCACAGACAAAGAUAAGGAAAUGAAUGACAAGAAGAAAACAAAGAAAUAUGUCAAAGCGGUAGAGAGUGCCUCUACUUCCGAAGAUGAAAGUGACGUGCACACCGUGCAUGUAAUGAGCGUGGACGGGAAGUCAGGGUGUUACUGGGUCACACCAAAGUUAGAGGGUCACCCAGUCAAAAUGCAAAUGGAUACUGGAUCACAGGCAUCGCUUGUGUCUUACCAAGUCUAUAAACAGUGUUUGAGACACCUUCCAUUAAGACCGUCAGACACUGUGUUCAAAGCGUACACUGGACACAAAGUGCACAUGAAAGGAAUGACUGACAUUACUGUGCAAUGCAAGGAUCAAACUGCUAAACUUCCAGUGUAUGUCACAAAAGGGAAUUUUGCUUCCAUAAUGGGACGACUGUGGAUUAAUGCACUUCGUGUAAAUUGGCUAGAAGUUCGGCAGCUGUCAGACGGUUCUUCACAACUACAAGUCAUACUGGACAAGAAUGAAGAGGUUUUCUGUGAGGAAUUGGGCAGCAUGAAGGACAUUACAGUGAAAUUGCACAAACCAGGAAGCAAACCUGUGUUUAUGAAGGCUAGGACAGUGCCGUAUGCUAUUCGUGACAAAGUCGAGGCUGACCUGGAUGCGUUGGUCAAAAGUGGGGUUUUGGAACCAGUCACCACCAGCGAAUGGGUGGCACCAAUGGCGUACCUCAAGCAACACGUCACUUCCGCUCAUUAAUAUUCAUGGCAUUAGCUACAGUUGCCAAGCAAGGACAAGCCAUCGUUUGUCCCUAAUAGGAAAUGAAUGGAAAUCGUGUACGAACGAGAUGUUUACAGCGCUAAACCUACCAAUUCUCUCCGAAAAUGAUGUGCCUGGUGCCAAAUUGACUGGCAUAGAUGUGGAAGAACAUAAAAAUGUUCAGUUAAAGAGAUGGCUUUAGUGUCAAAGGCUGAAAAAGACGAAAAAAACGAGCCGACCUAAGCAUAGCUUUAGCUUUUUUUUUACCGUCGCGACUGACAAUGACAUUCUCCGGUUUCAACAAGCUAUCCUUUACCAUCAGCCCUGUCUUUCUUAUAUAUCCUCUGGUUGUCCUACGUCUCUUGCCGUUCUUGGGGGUAAUUUAGUUAGCUUUGUGUAGCGAUCGCAAAUGCUACUCAGUGACAGCCAACGAACACUUUUAAUUUUUUCAUUGAUAACACAUCUUAAUCCUAUAAUUUAGUUACAC